This is a messenger RNA of Anolis sagrei ordinatus, 4761 nucleotides long. RefSeq names its product serine/threonine/tyrosine interacting like 2 (gene STYXL2). Gene Ontology annotation, biological process: protein dephosphorylation; negative regulation of MAPK cascade. Gene Ontology annotation, molecular function: MAP kinase phosphatase activity; protein tyrosine/serine/threonine phosphatase activity. The record is from RefSeq and is a predicted model, not a curated record. Gene Ontology annotation, cellular component: cytoplasm. Lineage: Eukaryota; Metazoa; Chordata; Lepidosauria; Squamata; Anolidae.
GUCCUGCCCCUUCGAGAAGAAAUCAGAGAGAGGGCAAGAGGCCCACUGAUCUUAUCCUCCUUGUGUUCCCUGACAAUUCACCUUUUUGGUUCCCAGCUUCUGUUCCCAAGAAGGAAAAACUUACUGUCAAGAGGAGACACACUUCCUCACCACAGACGCCAGUUCCCACAGCAGCUAUGGCAAGUGGUACGGAUUCAGAUGGUGAACAGGUGGUGCCAGAUGAAGAAGGGCCUGAUGUGAAAGCAGUCCAAGCCCAUUAUCUUCGAAGCCCCUCUCCCAGCCGAUAUUCAGUGAUAUCAGAUGCAGACACUGAGAGCAUCUUCAUGGAGCCCAUCCAUCUUUCAUCUGCUGUGGCUGCCAAGCAGAUCAUCAAAGAAGAAUUGAAGACAAAGGAAGUGAAGGUAGAUACUACAUGUCCUGGAAUGCUGGAAUCUGCAGAGCAGCUAUUGGUGGAAGACCUGUACAAUCGAGUGAAGGAAAAGAUAGAUGACACCAGUCUUUUCAACACACCUUGUGUCAUGGACUUGCAGAGGGCACUUGUGAAAGACCGCCUUGAGUCCCCAAGGGAUUCUAUUGAUGAAGUCUGGCCCAAUAUCUUUAUAGCAGAAAAGAGUGUUGCAGUCAACAAAGGCCGCCUAAAGAGAAUAGGAAUUACACAUAUCCUGAAUGCUGCUCACGGCACUGGUGUGUAUACAGGACCAGACUUCUAUAAUGGCAUGGAAAUCCAGUACCUGGGCAUCGAGGUAGAUGAUUUCCCAGAUAUGGACAUCUCUAAACAUUUUCGCCAGGCUGCAGAGUUCCUUGAUGAAGCAUUACUAACCUAUAAAGGAAAAGUUUUAGUCAGCAGUGAAAUGGGAAUCAGUCGCUCAGCAGUGCUGGUAGCUGCUUACCUGAUGAUCUUUCAUCACAUGACAAUCUUGGAGGCCUUGAUGACUAUACGGAAGAAGCGAGCCAUAUAUCCUAAUGAUGGUUUCUUGAAACAGCUAAGGGAACUCAACGAAAAUCUUUUGGAGGAACGACAAGAAGACAUUGAAGAAGAUACUGAUGACACAAGUAGCCAAAGUUCUGUGGUUAGAGCUGGAAGCUGUUCCUUGUUGUCUGAGAGAGGGAAUUCUGGCAGUAUCAUGGGAGCCAAAGUCCAUUCUAUCACAGUUGAGGAGGAUGACACCACAAGCCUCCUGGGAAGUGUAAUGAGUGCUUCUUCUAUGGGAAAAUCAAGCUUGGUUUCCAAACAGCCUACUCUAAUCAGUGAAGAAGAAGAGGAGGAACUCUAUGAAGAAUGGAGGAAAAAGCAGGGCCUGCCUGCCAGGGAACUUCCAAAUAAAGACGGAGAGAACAAACCUUCAGAUCUUUCAUUUCCAGAACAGGAUAAUUCUGAGGAGGAUACUGAACGGUUGAUCAAAGAAUGGCAACGCAAAAAUGAGAAAUGCCAAAUGGAAAGCUACUUGUUUCCCAAAGAGGAGGAUGGAGACUCUAGCAUGGGAGAAAGACUACAUUCUGUAAAUAAUAUAAGUGAUACUGAGAGUGUGAGUAGCCAACAAAUCAAGAUCCUGAAACAACAACUGGAAGCAAGUGGCAUCAACAGAACAAGGAGAGGGCGCACAGAUUCUGUGUCUACAGAAAGUAGUUGGGAUAUGUGGAAUGAGAGGAUGAUGGAGAUAGAGAAAGAAGCUGCUCAGAGAUAUUGUUCCAGAAGUAAACAUAGUAAUGAGAAGCCAGAAAAUGGAACAAAAGAAAGAGAUGUGGAUGAGGAAAGUAUAUUAUCAGAUGCUAGUUCCUUUUAUAAUUUUUGUCAAAAGAACAAAGAUAAACUGACUGCUUUGGAAAGAUGGAAGAUCAAAAGAAUCCAGUUUGGUUUUCACAAAAAAGACCAGGAAGGCUCUGAGCAACCCAAGGUUGAAGGUGGCAGCCAACAAGGUAACGAUACUACAGAAGAGCAGAAGAACUUGUCAGAUGUCAACCUAACAGCCUACCAAGCCUGGAAGGCUAAACACCAGAAGAAGGUGGGCAAUGAUAAUAAGGAUGAAAUUGUGGAACUGGCUAAAGUUGAAGAUUCUGCUUCUUCCAGGAGAAAACAGAGACGAAUGGAGUUACUUGAGCAUUCAAAGAAAGUUUUGGAGGAAAGCCAGUCUCUCUGCAGCUGGGAAGCAGAUAGUGCAAUGAGUGGAAGUAUCCCAUUGUCAGCCUUUUGGCCAUCACCAGCUUCUGUAAAUGGCACCGAUGAUUCUGCUUCAGCAUUGAGCAUGCAAACCAAUCGCUCCUCUUUAUCUCAGGCCAGAAGCAAUUGUGGGGCCAUGUCAGGGCAUGCCCUAGGAGCAAGUAUGCCCAAUAUCCCCCUUGGUCUAGACAACACAAUAUCAGUAGCCAGUAUUCAAAACUGGAUUGCCAAUGUUGUUAGUGAAACUAUUGCUCAGAAACAAAAUGAGAUCUUGAUGUUGUCACGGCCUUCAUCUGUACUGGCUUCUAGUGUUAAAUCAGGUGAUGCAGACAGAUAUCUGGAUGAUGACAAGACUUCUAUGCUUAGUGCAAAGAGUGGCUUUUCUCUAGCUAAUUCCUUGCUCCACAAGCAAGACGCACAGUAUGCUGACACUCGAUCCACCCUGUCUUGCGACACAUCAAUGAGUGGAAGGAUGGAAGGAUCCAGUUCAAGCAGGAGAGUGACACAAACAAGCAAGCCUCUUUUCAGUCUCUUUGCUGAUGAAGUUGACCUGAAGAAUCUUAGCAGAAAGGAAAAGAAGAUGCAGCUGGAAAUGAAAGAGAAGAUGUCAGAUUAUCAGACUGAGAAGCUUAUCAGCAACAAUAAACGCAGCACUUUAUUUAAGAAGAAGAAGAUCAAGGGUGAUGAGGAUGGGGAUGAGACAACAGGAAAUGAUACAGAAAGCAUAAUUGGUGGACUUAAGUUCCCUUUGCAAACAAAUUUUGAUCACACUGAUACAGCUUCCACUUUCUCAGGUCAGUUUGCCAGUUAUGGUGGUGCUAUCAAAUCAGAAGUGGAGAGCAAUGUAAACAAGUGGCUUAAAGGUUUGAAGGCAGAAGAAAGGUCUUCAUAUCAGGAUUGCUCUGACACUGGUGAAGAAAAAUACAAAAGAUCUUCCACCUUCAGAGAGGUCGACACUGAAUCUUCUAGCUACAGGAUUUCCAGAUCUCAAAGAGAAGAAAUGGAUAGAUUUUCAACAUACCAGUGUAAAGAUGAUUUGCAAAGGGCAUCAUCACAAUUUUCUUCCUCCAGUGUUAAAGAAGGCAAGGAAGCACGUACAUUUACACGGUCAAAACUGAGUGAGUCAAGUUCCAGAGAAGAAAGUCCAGAACCAAAUUUUUCCAGGAGAACCCCAGAGUCCUCCUACAGCUCAGAAUCCUCAGAACCAUCUGCACGGAGUAGGAUCAGAUCACGUCACUUGGAAGAACACGAGGAGGAGUCCAGUUCAGAUGUGUCUGAGUUUGGAGCCAAAAGAAAGUUCACCCAGAGCUUUGCAAAGUCUGAGGAGAAUGGAGAGAAAGAGGGAAGGGAAGAAAAAAGGGAAGAGUGCUUUUCAUCGAGGCGUUCGUUUAGAAACAGACAAAGCACUCGUAAAGAAGAAGAAGAGGAAAUGGAUGAUGAUGCCAUCAUUGCCGCCUGGAGAAAUCGGCAGGAAGAAACAAAGGCAAAGCUUCGACGAAAGAGGGAGGAGCAAUAGAAAGCCAUGUUAUACCUGCUCUGUAUUACUCCAGUUGAAGAAAAGCCUUGGGGGAAAAAAAUCUCAAAAGACACAUUUUAAUCACUCUAUUUUCCAUCAUCAGUUUCAGUUAAGAGAGUACCUUUUAGUCCUGCAUAUAUUACCUUAUUCUUUCUUUUCAGUCGUAGUGGCUUUCCCAUUGUAUAUCAAUAACAUCCAGGUCUUUAUGUAUAGAAAUAUUUCAAGUGCUCUUUGAGAAAAUGUAUUUAGUCAUAAUAAUAAUCAUCAUCACCAUCAUCAUCUUUAUUUGUAUUCCGCCCUGUCUCCCCAAGGGAACUCAUCACACUAGAGAAAAAAGUCCACUUAAAAUCCGGUUUCUGCCUCCUGCAGAAUUCUGGAGUUUGUAGUUUAGUGAAGCUAUUAAAGGCUCCUCCUUAAACUACAAACCCCAGAAUUCUGCAAGAGGCAGAAACCAGAUUUUAAGUGGAUUUUUUCUCUAGUGUGAUGAAGAGAUCGGAGUGGAUUUUGAAAAUAAGUCAAUGCUCACAAACAUUUGUUUGAAAUAUGUAAAUUAUUAUAUUUUCUAAAAUUAUCAGAAUUAGUUUAUUAUUUUAUUUUAAUUUAAUUGGGAUUAAAACUAGAACAAUAUAAACAACCUUUAUUAGCAGGUUAUAAUGCAGCUCUUCUUAUACCAUCAGUGCCCUGAUCCCAUGUGGAAGGUAUAACUGAACUUUUAAUAUUCUAUUGCUUCAAAAUCACAGAGCCUUUUCCAUCUCCGGUGUGCAUCAAUAUAAAGGAAACUACUGAGGGAAUAAAUGCAAUGUUUGUUCCCAUGACAACUUGUAACUGAGCAAAAUAUCAAUCAUCAGUCACAUGGGGAGACUUUGUUUAAGAAUUUUUACUUUGUUUGCUAUAUAAAGGAGACAAUACCAGAGGAAAAAAUUUACCUUUGGAGCAGAAUUGUAUUCCUAACCUUAUAAAGCAUAUGCUAUAACAGUUUGUAUCACUUUUAAAUGAAAGUGUGCCCAGGCUGCAUUCUGGUAUAUUGGAAAUAAAAGCACAGUGUAGAAAAUGGAACAACUUAGCAGCAGCAUUCUAGCAAAAGAAA